This is a messenger RNA of Dichomitus squalens LYAD-421 SS1, 734 nucleotides long. Its product is annotated as ubiquitin-conjugating enzyme. The record is from RefSeq and is a predicted model, not a curated record. Gene Ontology annotation, biological process: proteasome-mediated ubiquitin-dependent protein catabolic process; DNA repair; protein polyubiquitination. Gene Ontology annotation, molecular function: ubiquitin conjugating enzyme activity. The transcript has 3 exons. The coding region runs from base 78 to 587 and encodes 169 amino acids. NCBI's taxonomy places the organism in Eukaryota, Fungi, Basidiomycota, Agaricomycetes, Polyporales, Polyporaceae. Gene Ontology annotation, cellular component: HULC complex.
CUUGUCUAUCAUCCAGCUCUCUCUCCAUAAUAGCAUUCUCAAUCCUAUAAUCCGCACCAGUCCAUCUGAGCUGCAUCAUGUCUACCAACUGCCGUCGCCGUCUAAUCCGGGACUUUAAACGCCUCUCCACCGACCCUCCCGGCGGGAUCUCAGGCAGCCCAUGCCCGGAUAACAUCAUGCUUUGGAACGCAGUCAUCUUCGGUCCAGCGGAUACGCCGUUCGAAGACGGGACGUUCAAAUUGUUGUUGACCUUCGACGAGUCGUACCCCAACAAACCGCCGACCGUCAAAUUCCUGUCGCGGAUGUUCCACCCGAACGUAUACGCCAACGGCGAGCUUUGCCUGGAUAUCCUUCAGAACCGGUGGUCGCCGACGUACGAUGUGGCCGCAAUCCUCACCUCAAUACAAUCUUUGCUCCACGACCCGAAUCCAAACAGCCCUGCUAACGCGGAGGCGGCGCAGUUGUACCGGGAGAACAUGAAGGAAUACGUUCGCAGGGUGCGGGCGACAGUGGAGGAGAGCUGGCUCGAUCCAGAAGAGCACGCGGCGAUGGAGCAGGAUUCGUCAGAGAUGGCGCAGGAAGAGUGAACCGCGAAAACGUCGGCGGAGCUCGAUCUGCUACCUGGUGCCUUGACGUCCGUUGGAUAUGGGAUACUACGUAUCCGGACCAUGUAUUUGUGUGUGUGAGUAUUGGUGUUCGAUAUCAUAGUGUAUUUUGGCAUAAUCAGUUUGGAG